AUGGAUAAGGAUGACCAGCAGUUGAUGCAUAUGACCAUUGAUGGUCAGGUCAUUGACGUUUAUAUCCCUGCCAUUGCUACUGCCUGCCGAUGCCUCCAUAUUUCUCCAUUGGCUGCCUUUGAAGGCAAUACAUUUUCAGACCGGGUUGAUAUUGAUCCCCGAUAUUGGUUCUUAGAUUUUGUGUUACAUCUCAAUGCCUUCCCUUCAGGACAUGGUGAUGAUGGAAGCUUCUCUUCAGGAAAUACUGGGGAAGAAGUCCACCAGCUUCAAGAAAAGCAGAAUCAAAACCACUUCAACGGCCCGAAUUCAGUACCUUCCAUCACUGCAACAAACAGCAAUGGUUCCACCUCCCAGCAACAGCCACCUAAGAAGAAAAGAAAUCUUCCAGGCACGCCAGAUCCAAGUGCGGAAGUUAUUGCUCUAUCACCUACAACACUAAUGGCAACAAACCGGUUUGUGUGUGAGAUUUGUAACAAGGGGUUCCAAAGGGACCAAAACCUGCAGCUACAUCGGAGAGGUCACAAUCUUCCAUGGAAGCUCAGGCAACGAACAAGCACCGAAGUAAGGAAGAGAGUGUACAUAUGCCCCGAGCCAUCAUGUGUCCACCACAACCCGGCUCGCGCUUUAGGAGACCUUACAGGCAUCAAGAAACACUAUAGCCGGAAACACGGAGAAAAGAAAUGGAAAUGUGACAAGUGCUCGAAGAAGUAUGCAGUGCAAUCCGAUUGGAAGGCUCAUCAGAAGACCUGUGGCACUAGGGAAUACAAAUGUGAUUGUGGAACCAUCUUCUCUAGGAGAGAUAGCUUUAUUACACACAGAGCUUUCUGUGAUGCAUUAGCUGAAGAAAACAACAAAGUAAACCAAGGACUAAUGACCAACAUGGGACCUAACUUACAAAGCCAAAUGCCUGAGCUCAUGUCCACUAUGCCCAUAAACAGCAGCACCAAUACAUCUAUGGGAAUGUCGGAAUUCGGCAACUAUGAUCCAAAAAACCCGCUCAAAUCUCUACCCCAAGAGCUUGUGCCGAUGCCCUUUAAGCCCAUGAACAUGGCAAGUGGAGGCAUGUUCUCAAGCAGUUCAGGUAGCCUCUUUGGUGGUCCAAAAAACAUUGCUUCAUCUUCCUCUAGCCUUCAACUAAGCUCAAAUAGCUCAUCAGGCUUCAACUACCUUCAAGAUAGCAAAAAUGGCGCCCAACUUCCCGGUUCGGCUCACAUGUCUGCCACUGCAUUGUUGCAGAAAGCGGCACAGAUGGGUGCAACUGCAAGCAACAGUAUCAACUCCCCUAUGAUGCAGAAAAGUUUUGUGAGUAGUAUGGCAGGUCCUGAUCAGCUCUCUGGCAUGAGAUCACCAUCUUAUGGUGCAAUUCAGCAACAUAACAACUCGUAUGAACACUUCCAAACACAUCCUGAUCAGUCAACUUUGGUAGGGAUCAAUGGUGGAGGAUUCACAAACCAGCUCCUGCAAAAGGGUUCCCAAGAAAUGUCGUCCUUGUUCGACUCUGGGACCUCUAGCUCGGCCAUGAAUGAUAUAGGAAUGUUCAGUGGAUUGUUAGUGGGUAGUGAUCAAAACCCUGGGUUCAUGAAGAACAUGGAACAUGUGGAUGGUAAUGGUUCUAGUAUGAUACUGCAGGGAAGAAGUGUGAUGGGCCGGGGCCCAACAGGCCCGUCGCGGUUUGGAGGAGGUGGUGGUGGUGGUGGUGGUGGAGGCGGCGGGGAUGAUAUGAUGACUGUCGAUUUUUUGGGGAUCGGAGGAUCAAGGCCCCCGAAUUUGCAUGAGCAGCAGCAGCAGCAACAACAACAAAGAUUGGACUUAGAAGUAAUGAGUCAACAGAGAAUGCAAGUAAUAAAUCCUUUCCAUCAACAGCUCUCACGUGGUGAAACAGCCAUGGAAAAAUCCAUGUGGGAUGUUUGAGAGUAGUAUAUGUUUGACGUUUCUUCCUUAAAGCUACAAAGCAAGCCAUGAGGGGAACCAAGUUUCUUACUACAAUAUGAGAGAGUGAGAAGCUAGACAAUGGUUUAUGGCAUGACCGCUGUCAAUGAAAUUGUUACAUAGGCUUAGGCCCUGCAAAGCAUCACCUUACAUGGGCCUGACUGAUCAGUCGAACUGACCCUUGUUCAUGAUCCAGUGGGUAGGUGUCUCUAGUCCUUGAAUAAGCCUGUUUUGAGACCUUUUCUCUUUCAACUUCUCAGAGACUUUUACUAUACAUUUGUCAAGAAAAGUGUACUCGGGAACUAGUACUGCGAAGUUGUAUGUUUAUUAGUCUAUUAUGGAAGCAAUACA
Cornus florida is the source of this 2280-nucleotide messenger RNA. Its product is annotated as zinc finger protein GAI-ASSOCIATED FACTOR 1-like. Gene Ontology annotation, molecular function: DNA-binding transcription factor activity. The transcript has 5 exons. NCBI's taxonomy places the organism in Eukaryota, Viridiplantae, Streptophyta, Magnoliopsida, Cornales, Cornaceae. Bases 1 to 1911 code for a protein of 636 amino acids. Gene Ontology annotation, cellular component: nucleus. The record is from RefSeq and is a predicted model, not a curated record.